Molecule: messenger RNA, 1528 nt
Organism: Eptesicus fuscus (big brown bat)
Lineage: Eukaryota; Metazoa; Chordata; Mammalia; Chiroptera; Vespertilionidae
Gene: DHRS3
Product: dehydrogenase/reductase 3
Exons: 7
Coding region: 149-1129 (326 amino acids)
Cellular component (GO): lipid droplet
Molecular function (GO): oxidoreductase activity, acting on the CH-OH group of donors, NAD or NADP as acceptor
Source: RefSeq, a predicted model, not a curated record
AAUGGGGGGAAAAACGGCCGCCCUCCAGUUCCGCGCGCUGCCGCCCCAGGAGCGAAUGAAUAAGGCGGCGCAGACCCGGGUGUCCGAUCCACGCGCGCUCCGCACCCGGGCCCUCUCCAAGUUGGAAAGGACAAAAAGGAGGCAAUAAAUGCUAACGAGGGAGAGAAAGGGAGCCGGAUCGGGCGGCAACUCCCAGCCGCGGCUGGAAGCGAGAGGGAGGGAGCCGGAGAGAGCGAGCGAGCGCGCGCGAGGGCGAGCCAUGCACAUGAUCUAUCUGGUGGCGAAGGCGGCCGUCGGGCUGGUGCUGCCCGCCAAGCUGCGGGACCUGUCUCGGGAGAACGUGCUCAUCACCGGCGGCGGCAGAGGCAUCGGGCGCCAGCUCGCUCGCGAGUUCGCAGAACGCGGCGCCAGGAAGAUCGUCCUCUGGGGCCGCACUGAGAAGUGCCUGAAGGAGACGACGGAGGAGAUCCGGCAGAUGGGCACCGAGUGCCACUACUUCAUCUGUGACGUGGGCAACCGGGAGGAGGUGUACCAGACGGCCAAGGCGGUGAGGGAGAAGGUGGGUGACAUCACCAUCCUGGUGAACAACGCCGCCGUGGUCCACGGGAAGAGCCUGAUGGACAGCGACGACGACGCGCUCCUCAAGUCGCAGCACAUCAACACGCUGGGCCAGUUCUGGACCACCAAGGCCUUCCUGCCGCGCAUGCUGGAGCUGCAGAACGGCCACAUCGUGUGCCUCAACUCGGUGCUGGCGCUGUCCGCCAUCCCCGGCGCCAUCGACUACUGCACCUCCAAGGCCUCGGCCUUCGCCUUCAUGGAGAGCCUGACCCUGGGGCUGCUGGACUGCCCGGGCGUCAGCGCCACCACCGUGCUGCCCUUCCACACCAGCACCGAGAUGUUCCAGGGCAUGAGGGUCAGGUUCCCCAACCUCUUCCCCCCGCUGAAGCCGGAGACGGUGGCCCGGAGGACGGUGGAGGCCGUGCAGCUCAACCAGGCGCUCCUCCUGCUCCCGUGGACGAUGCACGCCCUCAUUAUCUUGAAAAGCAUACUCCCACAGGCCGCGCUGGAGGAGAUCCACAGAUUCUCAGGAACCUACACCUGCAUGAACACUUUCAAAGGGCGGACAUAGAGGCAGGACGGAGACAUGCUCGAAAGCCACGGAGCCUGCUGGGGCCAUGGCACCUGGACACACUUCUGCUGGGUGGGCAGGCCUGUCCUCUCCCUGGGAAGAAUCCGGUGCCCCCCGCCAGCCCCAGGACCUUUGCACAGGACUGACGGGCAUAACUCUGGCCCCCAGGGGGAGGCAAGAAACCAGCCAGCAGCCGCCUUGACACUUUUGUACAUUUCUGAUUCUGUAGAGUUUAUUGUUAAAUUGCUUCUCAAAGCUAACCAGCCUCAGCAGUUGUGCAAAGACUAUUUCUGGGAGGGUCUGUGCCCAGAUGAUCCUCCUUCCCCUCCAAAACCCACUCAUCCUCAGCUUCUGCAAACUGGUUGAACGGCAGGAAUGAAAAAUAAAGAGAGAAGGCUU